AGUGAUAUCUGCGACCGCGACAUGGACGCAAAGGUGGCGCGCACCAAGAAUCGCCCUCUUCCCUCGGGCAUGGUCACCCUCACCGAGGCAGUUUCGGUCUUCAUUCUCGGUCUCUCCGCCUCGCUGGGCGUCGCGUAUCGGCUACUCGGCGCAGACGUCACGCUAACCAUGGUCCCCAUAUGGGGGCUCUCCUUCAUAUAUCCUCUGUGCAAGCGGGUCAUCUGGGCCCCGCAGGUAGUCCUGGGUCUGACCAUGGCGCUGUGCGUACUCCCUCCAUGGGUGGCCGUGAGAAAUGACAGCGGCGAUGCGGGUCUGCUACCGGCCAGUCUCUUUGGGGCCAUAUUCUGCUGGCUCGUGUACCUUGACUUGAUUUAUGCCUCCCAGGAUCGCCCUGAUGACCAAAAGGCCGGCGUGAAGUCGCUGGCCGUGUUCCUGGGCGACUAUUUGAAGGCUGGCCUGACGGUUCUGGGCGUUCUGCAAAUCGUCUGUUUUGCGUUGGCGGCGUAUGAAGCAUCGGCAGGCGUCUUUCUCUGGAUAUUUGGCAUCGCCGUCUGGACGGCCUCGGUUCCCUGGAGCAUCAUGUCACUAGACACGAGUGACCGCGAGUCGGGCGGGCGCAUUUUCCUCGUGAAUGCGAUUCUAGGCAUUUACCUGGCGGCAGUAUCAGGGCUAACCGUGUCAUUCGCUAUGUGGGGACGAAACAAGGCAAGAUGA
Molecule: messenger RNA, 714 nt
Organism: Dothidotthia symphoricarpi CBS 119687
Lineage: Eukaryota; Fungi; Ascomycota; Dothideomycetes; Pleosporales; Dothidotthiaceae
Exons: 2
Cellular component (GO): membrane
Molecular function (GO): transferase activity, transferring alkyl or aryl (other than methyl) groups
Source: RefSeq, a predicted model, not a curated record